Messenger RNA from Penaeus chinensis, 2316 nucleotides. RefSeq names its product transmembrane protein 53-like. Bases 175 to 1275 code for a protein of 366 amino acids. The record is from RefSeq and is a predicted model, not a curated record. The transcript has 7 exons. Lineage: Eukaryota; Metazoa; Arthropoda; Malacostraca; Decapoda; Penaeidae.
UCUACGAACACACGCAAGCGAGAUCACGUCAAAGAGGCGCGAUUAACACAAAAACGUAAAUGCCUAGUUCUUUACUCGUGUGUUCAUUCGCUUGUUUCUUGUGCGGCCUGUUUUGUGCGCUCUAGCAGGCAUGUGUGUGCUGAUACGUAUGUUUACGACAGGUGUGGAGCACACAUGUCUCGGGCCUUGGCGCCUUCGCGGAGGGAAUCUGCAAAUGCAACGGCCCAGCUGUGCGCUUCCUGCCCUUCGCUUGUUCCCCGCAUACCGGACCCAAACAAACAGACGACGGCGACGGGAGGAUCAGCUAGCGAAUUGUGCCCGCCUUUCUGCUCACCCUCCGCCCUGGACCUUGCGGCGGAAAUGGAGGACGACCUCGAGUACUACAUUACCUUCCCGACGCCGACGCCCAAGGAGACACACAGGCGGGACGAGGGAGAUGAAGAAGAGGACUUUGUAUUUGUUGAUGGAGCUAAUGGUGAGAAGGAGCCAGUUGUGUUUCUCCUUGGCUGGCUUGGAGCAGAAGAUCGACAUUUGGCCAAAUAUUGCAGUAUCUACAACCAAAGAGGGUGUAUAACCAUCCGCUAUACCUCUCCCACAUCUUACUUGUUUGUAAGACCCAAAGUGAAACUGAUGCCAAUUGCUCGUAAACUCCUUGCAUUACUGAGAGACAUGAGCCUUGAUGACCAUCCUGUUUUUUUCCAUAUGUUCAGUAACAAUGGGUCUGUGUUAUAUUACUACAUAACUCAGGCAAUGGAAGAAGAUGAGGCACCAAAUUUGAUGGUUAAGGGAUGCAUUUUUGACAGUACCCCAUCACCGAGGAGACUUUACUCAGGCGUGCGAGCGAUAUAUGAGGUGACACCAGGGUCAGUGUGGAUGAAGCUCUGUGCAUCAGUAGGCAUGAUGCUGUUCUUGAUGGGAUGGAGGGUCCUUUCUGUGUUGUGGACUAUUAUCUCUGGGAAGCUCCCUAAUACUCCACCUUGGGCUCUUGUGGAGGACAAAGCUCGAUGUCCACAACUCUUUCUGUAUUCACGUGCUGAUAAACUUAUUAAUUACAAUGAUGUUGAAUAUUUUGUUGCUGAACGUCAGAAGCUUGGAAUUCCUGUUGUUACAAAAUGCUGGGAUGAUUCUGCUCAUGUUCAGCAUUACAGGGUACACCCAGAUGCCUACAGUUCCUCAGUUUAUUCAUUCAUCAACAUGUGCCUCUCGCCAGAUUUCAUAAGUAGUAAGAUCACUGCUGAUGCAUCAGAGGAUGCUGAUAAACAGAAGAGUGAUUAGAGAGUAGUCAUUACAAGGGUUUUACAGGUCCAGAACAGACACAUUACUUAACCCAUUGCGGUUAGGGAUACCAUGAUCACUUGAUUGUCUUUACACAUAGAUGACUCAACAAGUAAUUACUAAUAACUAGUACUACCUAUCUCACCUAUUUAUCCUUUUCCUGGAUUUUUGGAAAUAAUUUAUUUUAUCUUGUAUUGCUGUUAGUAAUGUUAAUAACAUUAUAAUUAUUAUAAUAUCUAUUAUAAUAAUGACAGCAUCAAUAUUAAUAACAUUAAUAAAAAAUACAUUUUGCCUAAAACUCCGGGAAAAGUAAAAUCAAGUGAAGUCAUGAGACUGACUAAUUGACUACUUGAUGGCCAAGCACUUGUGGAGCCACCAAUGUGUAGAGACAUUUCACAAAACAAUACUACAAUAAACAUUGCCUUUUCCUUGCGGCACUGGAUUAAUGUACGUUGUACAUAAUGGCUUUGUGAAGAAGAUUUAACUAUUGUGUUGAACUAGGGGUCGCAGUGCUUAUGUAAAAUAUGUGAUGAUACAAAAGUGUUUUAUCAUCAAAACUUUGGCCAUCUGCUCACUAAAUUCCAUUUUUAACAUGUUCAGGUAAGUUCAGAUAGAGGUAAAUCUUAAAUUGCAAAUAUAUUUGGACAAGGUAGGCUAUACCAAUAGUUCUAAAAUUAGGUGCUGUGGGCAUGGUCCAAAAUUAAAUCAAAUUUAUGGAUGCAGUAAUUUAUUGUCUCUCUUCUGGUGAGCAAGUAACAUUUGGGAAUGAAACUUUUGUUUAUUUUGUUUCUAUCAACAGCAAUUUGUGGGGUAGAAGAAAAUACACUACUUUACCUGUAAAUUCAUUUAGGAUGGAGUGAUAGGGUAAUGAAAAGGGUUCUGUAGGAAGGACUCUGUAAGCUUAAGGGCCACUGAAAAAAGUUUGGGAACCAACCUUCUACAUAUAUUUUUAACCCAAUGCCGACGGGCAUGACGUGUACGUACGUGCUAUACUGACUGUGAGUACUUGUUUGAUUGUUUUAACACUUGUACUAAGUCACC